Molecule: messenger RNA, 1236 nt
Organism: Plasmopara halstedii
Lineage: Eukaryota; Oomycota; Peronosporomycetes; Peronosporales; Peronosporaceae
Product: sodium:solute symporter
Exons: 2
Coding region: 1-1236 (411 amino acids)
Biological process (GO): transmembrane transport
Cellular component (GO): membrane
Molecular function (GO): transmembrane transporter activity
Source: RefSeq, a predicted model, not a curated record
AUGGGCUUCAUGAUACAACUUCCCGAUCAAUUUUCAGUGUUUUUACCAGUAAAUGUGAUGCAUAGUGGGUCAGAGUACAUUGAGUUGAACACGACACGUACCGCAUGGGUUUCAGCUGUGCCUCCAAGCUCACUAAGAUUACCGAAAGAGGCCUCUUACUCCAUGUACAACUCAUUUGGGGUCAUCCUAGCAUCCUAUUCGUUUCUGCAAAUAAUGCGUUCGGCCUCUGGUCCUGGUGGAUCUGGGCUUCAAACUGUACUUGCAACAAAAUCGGAACGUGAAGUACGAUCACAAACAUUCUUGGCAAUGUUAUUUUUGAGUCUACGUUGGGCAUUUAGCGCUGGAAUUGCCAUUAUGGGUAUUCACUAUUCCAUGAAGCACGCAAACGUUGUAAUUGAUCCCGAACGUGUGGUACCUCUAGUGAUCAAUAACGUACUUCCAGUUGGUAUAAAAGGUUUCGUCUUGGCUUCGCUACUGGCAGCAGCGCUCACGACCUUCGACACGACGAUAAAUAGUGCAUCAUCGUAUUGGACAGUGGAUAUCUAUCAGACUCUUAUUCAUCCAAAGGCUUCAGAAAAGCAAUUGCUUUGGCAUGCGCGGUUCUCGUCAGUCUUUGUAAUGCUGACUGGCCUUUUUCAAUCAUUAGACGUGAGUACAAUAAACCGUAUCUGGGGUUUCAUAACUAUUGCGCUGGCUGGUGGCCUCAUUUGGCCCUUUUUCUUUUCAUGGUAUUGGGCUCGCUUUAAUGCCUUAAGCUGCCUCGUUGGAGUCGCGUCAGGGUAUCUCUCAGCAAUCGCCUUGUUCAUCUUUGCACCGCAACUAGAGGAAUUUCGAACUUUCGUUAUCACAGCGUCUAUCUCUGGAAUUCUCUCCCUUAGUGUCUGCCUUUUAACACGACCUGAGUCUGACAAAGUGCUUCGACAAUUUUAUCGAUUUGCUAGACCACCGGGAGCUUGGUCUCAUAUCAAGCACAUUUGCUUUACGCAAGAUGUAAUUGCUAAAAUUGAUUUGGAAAAUCAUACUGAUCUCGCGUGUACGGGACUCAUCAUUGUAGCACAAUUGGCACUGUACAUUCUUGCAGUAAGUAUCGUAUCGAAAGCAUGGACUCAAAGUCUUGUGUUAGUAGCUACACUCAUUGUCACGCUGACUUUUAUCUACUUGAAGUGGUACGUGAAGUUAAAAGACCGUCCGGUUGGUCUUACUAAAAAUGAGUUUAAUGAUUCGCUAUUGGGUUAA